AUGUCUUCCCGCUCUGCAUCCUCUGGCACACUCAAACCAAGCUUGAAGAAGAAAGCGAAGAUAGUCCCGCAAAUCCAUUCCAAUCCUUCAAAGCCCAAAUUCCACAUAGAAGCCGAUGCUCCUGCCCUCAGCGCGAAAGCUAAGGGGAAAGCCCGGGCCGUAACUCCCCCGCCCAAAAAGCAGAAGAAAGCCAGCGUCCAGGUAUCUGACCCGAGCUCUUCUCUGCCUACAUCCUUCAAGGUUGUUUUCGGCUCCUACGAGAAACUACUCUACGGUCUCGAAGGCACUGUGUACUCGGAAGGGUUGAAGUACGCCUUCGAUUUAAAACCCAUCUUCAUUUUCCCUGCACAUGUAUCGUGCAUCAAGUCUGUCUCGGCUUCCCCAGAAGGAGGGAAAUGGUUGGCGACUGGGAGUGACGACGAGAUAAUCAAAGUCUGGGAUCUGCGGAGGCGGAAGGAGAUCGGAGGGCUCAUGCACCAUCAAGGGUCCAUCACACACCUCGUCUUCCCUUCGCGUUCUUACCUCCUCUCUGCCUCCGAAGACGGCACGCUUUGCUUGUUCCGAGCACGGGACUGGGCCGUGCUGCGCGAGCUCAAGGGACAUAAGGGUCGCGUCAAUUCGGUCGCAGUACACAAGUCUUGCAAGGUUGCCCUUAGUGUAGGCAAGGACAGGACAUUGCGUAUGUGGGACCUCAUGCGCGGCAAGGGUUCUGCAAGUAUAAAAUUGGGCAAAGAGGGUGAACUAGUGCGGUGGUCUGUGGAUGGCUCAAUUUUUGGCGUACAAACUCAAAACACAAUCGACAUCUAUAACACUGACAUGGAACUUCUUCACACCGUCACCCAUCCAUCCCGCAUACAGGAUAUCCACUUUUGCAAGCGCAUCAUUGGCGAGGGCGACUUGCUGCUCGUCGGUGCUGAAGACAAGAAGCUGACGAUAUAUACUGUUCCGGACGAUCGUACGCAAAUACCUGCGGUCAUCGCAGAGAUGGUUGGCCACAGCAAUCGCGUAAAAGCCGUCGACGCGAUACGCAUAAGCCUACCGGAAGGGUCGUCACGCGAGUCUACCACCGUUGUCUGCACGGUCUCUUCAGACGGGAAGGUCCGUCUGUACGACUUGGCUCUUGUCCCCGAAACCUCCGUGGAGACAAUACAGCUCGACCCUCUGGCGGAGUACGACACGAAGGGCACUCGCUUGACGUGCGUCACCUUGGCGGAUGGGGACCAGUCUCCCUCUGUUCAGGGGAAGCGGAAGCGCGGCAAUGUCGAAGAGAGUGGCUCGGAAGACGAAGCUGAGAUUGAACUAGAAGGCGAACAAAUUGGAGCCGAAGCUCAAGAAGAGGAGGAGGGGAUCGAUGGUGGUGACUCCGAAGCGGAGUGA
Molecule: messenger RNA, 1377 nt
Organism: Epithele typhae
Lineage: Eukaryota; Fungi; Basidiomycota; Agaricomycetes; Polyporales; Epitheliaceae
Product: WD40 repeat-like protein
Exons: 5
Coding region: 1-1377 (458 amino acids)
Molecular function (GO): protein binding
Source: RefSeq, a predicted model, not a curated record